AUGGAGAUACCAGCUGGUUUGAAAGGGCUGCUGCAGGGAUACACAGUGGAGGUGCUUCGCCGCAGGCCGGCAAACUUGGUUGAAUUUGCGGUGCAGCAUUUUACACGAAUUCUGGAGGGCCAGGGAAACGAUCAAAAAGCCAAGAAACGCAGCGCAAAACCUGCACAGAAAGGAGUGACCUUUCAAACAAAGUCAAAUAAGCCCAAAAAAGAUGAAGAGGAGGAAGACACUAUCAAGUCCACCACCUCUAAAUACAAGCGCAGAGUUUCAGUUUGUGCAGAGGCGUAUAACCCCGAUGACGAUGAGGACGAUGAUGCAGAUCCUCGGGUUGUCCAUCCCAAAACGGACGAGCAGCGGCGCAGACUUCAGGAUGCCUGCAAAGACAUUCUAUUGUUUAAAACACUGGAGCAGGAGCAGUUCUCUGAGGUUUUGGACGGCAUGUUCGAGGUGUUGGUCAAACCUCAGGAACACAUCAUAGACCAAGGAGACGAUGGAGACAAUUUCUACAUCAUAGAGAAGGGCGUGUAUGAUAUCUUUGUGCAGAAGGACGGAGUGAGCGUGUGCGUGGGAAAGUAUGACAAUAAAGGCAGUUUUGGUGAGCUGGCUCUCAUGUACAACACGCCACGAGCUGCCACUAUCGCUGCAACACAGGAAGGCGCCCUGUGGGGCCUGGAUCGGGCCACAUUUCACAGACUGAUCGUUAAAAAUAAUGCAAAGAAGAGGAGGACUUAUGAGGCCUUCAUCGAGUGUGUUCCUCUUCUGAACUCUCUUGAGCUCUCCGAGAGGAUGAAGAUUGUCGAUGUUUUGGGAGCCCGAGUGUUCAAAGAUGGAGAGUGCUUAUUAAAACAGGGGGACGAGGCUGACUGUUUCUACAUUGUGGAAUCAGGAGAGGUGAAGAUAAUGAUAAAAAGCAAAACGAAGGCAGGCCAGCAGGAUAACACAGAGGUCGAGGUGGCUCGCUGCUCUAAAGGGCAGUAUUUUGGGGAGCUGGCACUGGUCACCAACAAACCUCGUGCAGCAUCAGUUUACGCUGUGGGACAAACCAAAUGUUUAGUAAUUGACAUCCAGGUUUUUGAGCGUUUGCUGGGACCCUGUAUGGACAUCAUGAAGAGGAACAUUUCCCAGUAUGAAGAACAGCUGGUGGCACUUUUUGGCUCAAGUGUAGAUUUGAAACACUAGGACAUAUGUUAAAAUAAAGUAGCAUGUAAGUACUUAGUGAACUCCCCCUUGAAGUUAAUGUAACAUACAGCCUUCUGUUUAUAUUCAGUAAUAUGUCUUGUACUCCUAGAACAUUGCAAACAUGUUUUUUUAAAGUAUAUCAGAAGUAAUGCAGCAAAACCAGUCUGUCAAUUAUGUCUUCCUUAUUAAAAUGACAGUCAUGGAUUCAUAAAAUAAGCUACUGAGCCAUCAAAAUCAAAUACAUUGAAACAAAACGAAAUAUAUACAUGUUUUCGUAUAUCAAUUGAUAAGCAACUGGGGUACAAUUGAAUUGCCACUUAAUAUCCAAAUUGUAUUCAAAUGUUUUAUAAUUGUUUUUCACAACAUUUGUUUAUUUGCCAUUAUUGUGCUGUCAAUCCCUUCUUGAUUUUAUAAUAUAAAAAAAGUGCAUUUUACAUUUGAACUCAGCAAACUAUUAACCCCUUCUGUUUCCCUAAACCUUUGUUGUAUGGUAUUUAAUGUAG
Molecule: messenger RNA, 1682 nt
Organism: Cottoperca gobio
Lineage: Eukaryota; Metazoa; Chordata; Actinopteri; Perciformes; Bovichtidae
Gene: prkar2ab
Product: protein kinase, cAMP-dependent, regulatory, type II, alpha, B
Exons: 10
Coding region: 1-1179 (392 amino acids)
Biological process (GO): negative regulation of cAMP-dependent protein kinase activity
Cellular component (GO): cytosol; cAMP-dependent protein kinase complex
Molecular function (GO): cAMP-dependent protein kinase inhibitor activity; cAMP binding; protein kinase A catalytic subunit binding
Source: RefSeq, a predicted model, not a curated record